Molecule: messenger RNA, 1251 nt
Organism: Fragaria vesca subsp. vesca
Lineage: Eukaryota; Viridiplantae; Streptophyta; Magnoliopsida; Rosales; Rosaceae
Product: F-box protein CPR30-like
Exons: 1
Coding region: 1-1251 (416 amino acids)
Molecular function (GO): protein binding
Source: RefSeq, a predicted model, not a curated record
AUGGCGGAACUUUCGAAACUGCCACAAGAGAUGAAGGUGCAAAUCCUGUCAAGGCUGCCUCCAAAAUCUCUUAUGCGGUUUAAAUGCAUCCAUAGAUCAUGGCAUGCUUUGAUCCGUAGCCCUAGUUUCGCAGCCAAACACGUCUUUGUUUCCAAGCACAACAAAGUUUCCUCCACCGCUACUAUUCUUUUCAAACGUUCUGUUCUUGACCUCAACACUGACAAGAAGGAAAUUUUACUGUCAUGGUUUGAUCUUUGCGAUGAUAAUAAUUAUUGUGUUGAUCAUGAUGAUCACCUUAUUCCUGCAAUGGAGGACCUCCACGUCCCGCAAUCUAUGGGUCUAAAAAGGAGGGACAUAUGGUCCGGGAUUGAGUAUAUAGAUAUGGCAUGUCACUGCAAUGGAAUAAUUUGCUUAACUGAUUAUAGGAAAAGAGUUGUUUUAUGCAAUCCAGCAAUUAAGGAAUUCAACCUUCUUCCCGUGUCAAGUCUUGCUCUCUCUUCCGCUGAUAUUACACCCACUGGUUAUUUCACAGCUGCUGUGGGAUUUGGCUGUGAUCUCGAAUCUGAAAUUUACAAAGUUGUUAGAAUUUUCUAUUCUGCAAAGGAACAUAAUGAUAAUGAAGUUAUUAUUCAUCCUCCCAAAGCAGAAGUAUUCAGCCUCGUCACAGGGUCUUGGAAAGAAAUCAAGACUGAUAAUCUUGACAAGCAAAGUACUAACGUUUGGCCUGUUUCAACUGUCUGCAUAUACUGUAAAGGAAUUCUUUAUUGGCGUGGGCAUGAACAACAGAAGGUUUAUCUUGAUGUUAGCUACUCAUAUACAGACGAGGACGAUACUUCAGGAGAUGAAAUUGAUAUAUACGAGGACAUAGAGAGGAUCAUUUCAUUCGACAUUGGCAGCGAAACAUUUCAUGUUAUCAAUUUUCCAAAUGGUUAUUAUUUUCGUCAAAAGGUUCUAGGCUUGUGGAAUGAUUCCAUCGCUGUGAGUACUUGCUGGUGCGAGGAUAAUCCGUACAUAGACAUAUGGGUGCUGGAUAACAUUUGUGUUGAGGGGUCUUGGAUAAACUGCUUAACUGUUGAGCCUGUUGUGAACUUUAGAUCUCCAUUGGCAUUUGUUGUGAAGAGUACUGAUCAAUCUCUUUGGGUUGCCCACGAUGAUUGUGUGCUAAUUUUGUAUGACCUUAUUAUCGGAAAGUUUAAGUAUCUUCCUGUUGAUGGGUGUCUCUCCGUAACACACAAGCUCUUUUUUAUGUGA